Molecule: messenger RNA, 3478 nt
Organism: Phyllotreta striolata
Lineage: Eukaryota; Metazoa; Arthropoda; Insecta; Coleoptera; Chrysomelidae
Source: the annotation of a GenBank genome assembly
AUUAAAACCAACAAGAGUCGUAAUUUUCCAAACGCGCAUAGUUCGACGUGAUAAGCUUUUUAGAAAAUAUGCAACAAAAAUACAACAACAUCCAGCAUGGAAAAAUAUUCAAUAGCACUUGCAUUUCAAAUUAAAUUAUACAACUGGAACUAAAUAUAAACUGUAUAUUUUUCAAAACAUACUACCACAUUUAUAUAUUUCAGAUGACGGAGGUUUUGUUUGCCGCGCCAUCCGAUUAGAAGACGAGAUAAUUCCUCAAGUUCAAGUUCCAUAUACAAAGGUGACAACAUGUUGAUGCACACACAAAAAGAUCCGCCGUCUAAAGAUUUGGUUAACAAUGCGACUAAAAAUGGAAAACAACGAACGUUUUUCAAAAAGUCGCACACGUGCGGUAGUUUUUACGCCAAGUGUGGUUGUAGUGAAAAUUUGGACUCCAAAAGCGAUUAUAGCACUCUUUUGCACUCCAAAUCGGCGGAACAUCCGAAGAGUACCAAAUUCAGUUUGGACGAGACCAAUUCGCCGGUUUUUUAUUUAGACAAACGAUAUUCUAAUCCUGAUCUAACAAGGUAUAGUCCAAAAAGUGUAGAAAUUUGCCUGACUCCAAAAUUAUCAAAAGGAUCCAACGUAGUAAAAACCAAUGUUUAUUUGGGUCACCCCGAAAUAAACUUUCCCAUACCGGUGGAACUACCCGUCGAUCAGUGCAACAAAUGCAAUUUAAAACUGAGCCGAUCACCACCGCCCAAUUUCCAUCCCGAAAUUAAAGCCAAGCCCGAGUACCAUAGAUACAAGACGUCUUUGAGCCACGAAGACCAACCGACGCAGAAGUUAGAGGAGGCUCAAAAGUUCCUGCAAGAUUUCGGGAUACUUCAACCGGCUCAGAUGGGAAACGGAUCGGCCAGCAUUAGAAAGAGCUCGGUAGACGAAGAGGUGCUCCAGAAGAUCCAACGCACUUCCAGGAUCUUGGAGUCGAAACGACAGAGUUUGGUCGAUCACGAGGAUUACGAAUAUCUGAGAGCUGUAGUGGCUAAGUUGAAACACGAAAUAGUUGAUUUGGAAAGCAAAUACGAAUCUACCCAAGUCGAGUUGAUCGACGUUAGGAGACACUUGAACAACAAGGAAGCGCAAGUCUUGAAAUUACAACGUGAAGUGCAUAAGUUAAGAAGCGUUUUGCAACAAACAAACGUCAGUAGAGAUGGAGAACUUCUUGCUAACAUACAAAAGCAACAUGCUAUGGCGAACAGAGUUCCUCAAACUAUCACACUCAACCCCGGAAAUCAUUCCAAAAAACAAGGGGUUUCUGCCGAAUCCAGCGAAGCUGCAGGCGAAGCUGUUAACAUAUCCAUAACGAAACAUGAUAAAGAUUUUAGAUCAAAGCAAUUGAUCAAAGGCGCUAUAAUGGACAACACUUUCCUGAAGCAUUUGGAUACAUCUCAAGUACGAGAAAUGGUGGACGCCAUGUAUGCGAAGGAGUACUCAGCCGGUUCGUUGGUGGUCAUAGAAGGAGAAGCAGGAGUGCAUUUGUUCGUUUCUGGCGAAGGUGAUUUCGAAAUCAUUAAAGACAGCAAAGUAUUAGGCCUCAUGGGGCCAGGAAAGGCGUUCGGAGAACUUGCUAUUUUGUACAAUUGCACGAGAACCGCAUCAAUAAGAGCUGUUACCGACGUUAAAGUAUGGAUAUUAGAUAGGAAGGUUUUUCAACAGAUAAUGAUGAGGACCGGUUUGCAAAGACUGGAAGAUAAUCUCAAAUUCUUGAAAUCCGUUCCUCUUCUACAGAAUCUCAACAAUGAUGUUUUGGCCAAAAUUGCUGAUUCCCUUGAAGUAGAGUUUUAUCCAGCAGGUGCUUAUAUUAUCCGUCAAGGAGCAAGUGGAGAUACAUUUUUCAUAAUAAGUAGUGGAUCCGUGAAAGUAACUCAAAGAUUACCAGGCCAAUUAGAGGAAAAUGAGAUUCGCGUUCUCCAAAGAGGCGAUUAUUUCGGCGAGCAGGCUCUUCUGAAGGAAGACUUUCGAACGGCUUCAAUAAUUGCCUUGCAUCCUGGCGUCGAGUGUUUAACACUCGAUAGAGAUUCAUUUAAGCAACUCAUCGGCGAUAUAAGCGAAAUAAGAGAAAAAGACUACGGCGACGGGGAAAGAUUAAGCAAAACAUCAGCUACGACAAUACAGCAAGAGUACGAAUUUAUAACGCUGAACGAUUUAGAAGUAAUAGCAACGCUGGGAAUAGGAGGAUUUGGAAGAGUGGAAUUGGUUCAAUACAUUUCCAAUCCUUCGCUUACAUUCGCUUUGAAAUGCCUGAAGAAGCAGCAUAUUGUAGACACGCAACAACAAGAGCACGUAUUAAGCGAACGAAAUAUCAUGCUGAGUUGUCGAAGUCCAUUUAUUUGCAGAUUGUACAGGAGUUUCCGUGACACCAAAUACGUGUACAUGCUUUUAGAAGCCUGUUUAGGAGGCGAAGUUUGGACAAUACUCAGAGAUAGAAGCUGUUUUGAUGAUCACACCACGCGUUUCAUCACGGCUUGUGUGAUAGAAGCUUUCGAAUACUUGCACGCUAGAGAAAUCGUCUACAGGGACUUGAAGCCUGAAAAUCUCCUUCUGGAUGCCAGAGGGUACGUGAAAUUGGUAGAUUUCGGUUUCGCGAAGCAACUGUGCCACAGCAGUAAAACGUGGACGUUCUGCGGCACCCCGGAAUACGUGGCUCCCGAGGUUAUCUUGAACAAAGGUCACGAUAGGGCGGUCGAUUUUUGGGCAUUAGGAAUUCUAAUGCAUGAACUUUUAACGGGAAACCCACCAUUUAGGUCUACAGAUCCGAUGAAUACUUACAAUUUGAUAUUGAAAGGAAUCGAUAUGAUUGAUUUUGCAAAGUAUAAUGUAGGGAGGACAGCGCAAGGUUUGAUUAAAAAAUUAUGCAAAGAUGUGCCUUCCGAGAGAUUGGGGUGCCAAAGAGGCGGAAUUCAAGAUAUUAAAAAACAUAAGUGGUUCCAAGGGUUCGAUUGGGAUGGAUUAAUCAACCAAACAUUACCCGCACCCAUUCAGCAAACUAUUAGAAGCCCUUCGGAUACGUCAAAUUUUGAUGAAUUUCCUAAUGAUGAUGACAUUCCUCCUGAUGAAAAUUCAAAUUGGGAUAUUAAUUUUUAAUAGGCACUUGAAAUAUCUUUGUCAAUUUCUUUCUGCUUUUUUUUGCCUAUUUUUGUUUUUCAGACCUCUCGAAUUUCCAAACUAAACCUGCAGCUGCCCGUAAAGUAGUGAAAGUUUGAUACUAGUGAAAACAAUUAGUUUUUUAUUUAUUUACCUACAAUGGUAUUAUUUUUAUUGUAGGUAUCAAACGCUUUGUAAAGGUGACAUUUUAAUCUUCUUUUAAAAUUACCUGCAUACUUUUAUGUAAUUUCUUUAUGCUUUGAAGGAAUUCAAAUAAGUUAUCUGCUUGCAUGAAUUUUGGUAAACAUUUUUAUGUGAUUUUAUAGAACAAUAUACAUAAGUGCACACCCAC